This is a messenger RNA of Penicillium alfredii, 948 nucleotides long. RefSeq lists its product as uncharacterized. The record is from RefSeq and is a predicted model, not a curated record. NCBI's taxonomy places the organism in Eukaryota, Fungi, Ascomycota, Eurotiomycetes, Eurotiales, Aspergillaceae. The coding region runs from base 1 to 948 and encodes 315 amino acids. The transcript is spliced from 3 exons.
AUGCCUUGGCAGUACGCAACUCGUAGGGCCAUUCGGCCCCUGCGCCUCGGCGUUGCCCUCGCACGCCAUAGUCGGGUGGUGGGCGUGCAGAACCAGCUUCGUCGCAUUGCCGUCGCGACCAGCCCGCGAUUGAUGACUCCCUGUUCUGGAUAUCGCUCUGCUAUCAAGUUCCAGCAGUCUCACACAUACGCGACUACCUCCACUCCCAAGUCGAACCGGUCCACCAAGAGCAAGCCGGCCAAAAAGUCCAAGAAAACCGCUAAGAAACCAGUCAAGAAGCCUGCCAAAAAGCGUGUGUUGACUGAGAAGCAAUUGGAAAAGAAGAAACAACAGGAGCACCGCCAACGGAUUAAAGAACUCAAGGAGGCUAGCCUAACGCCACCUGCAAAGCUGCCCCAAUCCGCCUACAUUGUCGCCUUGACGUCAAAGCUUACUGAGCUUCGAUCUGAAGUGCCUUCUGAGCCUCGAAAGCCAUCGGAUUACUUCAGCGCUGCUGCGGGGCUUGUGAGGUCCAUGAACUCUGCGGAGCUCGAGGAAUACCGAGGCAAAGCUGAAUCGAACAAGGCGACUAAUUCUGCAGCCUAUGAGUCGUGGGUGAAGUCGCACACGCCCCUGCAGAUCAAGGAGGCCAACCUCGCCCGGCGGCAACUCGCGCGCCUUCAGAAGAAGGUCUUCCGGCCUCUCAAAGACGACCGACAAGUCAAGCAGCCUCUUUCUGCCUUCAUCGCCUACAACACGGAACGAAACGAAAGUGGUGACUUCAAGCAUGUGAAGAGAACGCAGGUCGCCUCUCGCGUUGCCGAGGAGUGGAAGGAAUUGACCCCAUCCGAAAAACAGCGCUACGUCGACCUUGCCGCCGAGGACCGUGAGCGAUAUAUCAGAGAGCACCUGGAAGUGUAUGGAGAGGUGCCCAAGAGGGCUACCAGCCCCCAUCCGGAGUCCGCAUAA